Messenger RNA from Rotaria sp. Silwood1, 1935 nucleotides. The record is from the annotation of a GenBank genome assembly. Lineage: Eukaryota; Metazoa; Rotifera; Eurotatoria; Philodinida; Philodinidae.
AUGAAAUCACUGAACAAUUGUGUUCAAGAAUUUAUUGAUCAUCAUUCAUCAACACUAUUUCCAUCAGAUAAUACAACAGAUAUUCGACAUCCUCGAUUAAAUAGAUUUAAUUCUAUUGCUUCGUCAUCCGUUGAUAUUGAAGACGAAGAUCCAAAUCUGUUUGUUAUUACUCCACCAAUUGAAUAUUUUCUUCAUGUUUCAUCGCGACUAUGUCGUGAACAAUUUUUUAAACUAAUUCGUCCUGGUCAUCUUCUUAUUUGUCAUGUAAUCACUGCUAGUUCACGUGAUAUGCUUGUACGUAUUUUAUGUUUUGAUGAUGGACAUCGACGAGCAUUACAUGACCUUAAACUUACUGCAACUUGCCUAUUGAAUACAUCAAGUAGUAAGAAUACUAAUAAUUAUCGUAAAAAAAAUAAAUAUGAUCGAGAUGUACAAGAAAUUAGUGAUGAAGAUAAAGAUGAUGGAGAAUAUCAAAGUGGAGAUUUGAUACGAGCUUGUGUAACUCAUGUCGAUGUACACAAGGAAGAAAUUCAAUUAACAAUUGAUCCAUCUUUGAAUCAUCAUCAUCAUUCUUCUAAAAAACUGGGUCUUAUUAAUGAAGAUGAUUUACCAAAACAUUAUGUUUUGUUACGCCGACAAGAAGAACAAUCUCAAUCUUAUGAAGAUAUUCUACAAACUUCAAAAGCACUCAAUAAUAGAGCUUGCGUUCAAACACUUUAUCAACGGUUAAAAAAGCGAUUUGAAUAUUCUCAUUCUGAUGAUAAUAAUAUUGAAUCAUCUAAUGAUAUAUUACAUAUGACAUUAAUUAAUUCAUUUAAAAAAAAACAUAUUCCAUCAGAUGAAUAUUUUGAUAAAUUACGUCAAAAACAAGAUCAUGAAUGGGCAAUCGAAAGUGUUGCGGAAGGCAUACGAUUAAUGAAAGAUAAUGAUUCAACUUCAGCUAUACUUCAUUUUAAUAAAGCUCUAAGUACAGAUCCGAAAUGUGUUGAUGCACUUGUUGCACGUGGUGCUUUGACAGCUAAUCAAGGUCAUUAUAAACGUGCAAUGCAAGAUUUUGAAGAUGCUUUAAAAAUUGAUCAUAAACAUGUAAAUGCAUUAAAAUAUUUACAUGAUAUAUUGAAUAAUAUGGCUAAUGAUGCUGAUGAUAAUGAAACUGCAAUAUAUUAUCUUGAAAAAGCCUUAAAAUAUAAGCCUGAUGAUCAUGAAACAAAGCGAAAAUUAGAUAUAUUACGUGCAAAGAAAAAAGAAGCAACAAGAAAAUUGGAAUAUGGACCAAGUUUACCAUCGGAUGUACAAUCAUCUUCAAAAGAUAAACGAUAUUCAAGAUCGCCAACGAGACGAAAAGCAUUGGUGAAAGGUUCAUCGUCAAAUGAUAAUCGAUCAAAACGAAAACGAUCAAGUUCCAGUACUAGUACUAGUAGUAGCAGUAGUAGUCGAACAAAUUCAUCAUCAUCAUCAUCUUCAUCAUCAUCAUCUUCAUCAAGUAGUUCUACAGCAACUCAUUCUUUAUCAACGAUUUCAUCAUCACCAUUAUCUGAUGUAAUUGAAAUGAAAAAACCAAAAUCAAUACCUUUAAUUGAUAUUACUGAAAGUGAUAAAUCGACUACUACUCGAACAAGUACUCAACCUAUUUCACAUGACAGAACACAUUCAAUCGAACAAAAAUCUUCUAUAAAUGAAAUCAAUAAAAAUGGAAAUAGUCGAUUACAUACCGAUGAUCAUUCAUCAAAAGAAAAACAAUCAUUUUAUCAACGAAAAACAUUACCAUCAACUAAUUUAUCAUCAUCAAGUAAACAACAACAACAACAACAACAAGAAUCUUCAUUAUCAACAAAGAAAAAUAGAUCUGUUGUUAUUGAUCGUGAAGCUGAAGACAUUGAAAAACUUUAUAUGCAACUUAAAGCUAAAAAAACAAUGGAAAAACAAAAAAAAUAA